Molecule: messenger RNA, 4497 nt
Organism: Erinaceus europaeus (western European hedgehog)
Lineage: Eukaryota; Metazoa; Chordata; Mammalia; Eulipotyphla; Erinaceidae
Gene: USP53
Product: ubiquitin specific peptidase 53
Exons: 15
Coding region: 105-3392 (1095 amino acids)
Biological process (GO): protein deubiquitination; sensory perception of sound; response to auditory stimulus
Cellular component (GO): cell-cell junction
Molecular function (GO): cysteine-type deubiquitinase activity
Source: RefSeq, a predicted model, not a curated record
GGGCUCUAGAGGAGGCGGGGCGGGAGUAGGGGCGGGGCCUCGAGGACCUGUUGAUCGCAGGUGUCACUGCCCUGACUGGCCCGCGGGCGCUGGGGUGAGUGCGCAUGCUCCGUGCGCUGGGUCGCGCUCUGGACCUGCGGAGACCGACAGCCUGGGCUCCAGUUCGCUGGGGCGAGUCGUUGGCAGGAGGCGGCUGCUCCGCGCGUCGUCCGCCCCGGGUGUUGGCGGGCGCGAGGCGGGGCUGGCCCGGCGGGAGAGAGGGCAAGGCCCGUGGUUCUCUACCUGGAUCGGCGCGGAGUUUCGAGGUCUUAUGGCAGUUGGAUAUAUUUCGACGAAGCUUGCGGGUUCUGACUGGACAUGUUUGUCAGGGAGAUGCCUGUAUAUUUUGUGCACUGAAGACAAUCUUCGCACAGUUUCAACACAGCCGGGAAAAAGCACUUCCCUCGGAUAACAUCAGGCACGCCCUUGCCGAGAGCUUCAAAGAUGAGCAGCGCUUUCAGCUAGGCCUCAUGGAUGACGCGGCAGAGUGCUUCGAGAAUAUACUGGAGAGGAUUCAUUUUCACAUAGUGCCCAGCAGAGAUGCUGACAUGUGCACCUCUAAAUCUUGUCUCACUCACCAGAAGUUUGCCAUGACUCUUUAUGAGCAGUGUGUGUGUCGUAGCUGUGGCGCAUCAUCAGACCCUCUCCCUUUUACAGAGUUUGUGCGGUACAUUUCUACAACAGCGCUGUGCAAUGAAGUUGAGAGGAUGAUGGAAAAGCAUGAACGUGUUAAACCGGAAAUGUUCGCAGAGUUGCUUCAGGCUGCAAAUACGACUGAUGAUUACAGGAAGUGUCCAAGCAGCUGUGGCCAAAACAUAAAAAUCCGCCGUGUUUUAAUGAACUGUCCGGAGAUUGUUACAAUUGGUUUAGUCUGGGAUUCAGAACACUCUGACUUGACCGAAGACGUUGUGCGGAAUCUAGCGACUCAUCUUUAUCUUCCUGGGCUUUUUUAUAGGGUUACUGAUGAGAAUGCCAGAAAUAGUGAACUUCACCUUGUUGGUUUGAUCUGCUACACCAGCCAACACUAUUGUGCCUUUGCUUUUCACACCAAGAGUUCCAAAUGGGUGUUUUUUGAUGAUGCAAAUGUGAAAGAGCUUGGAGGUAGGUGGAAAGACGUGGUCUCCAAGUGCAUCCGAUGCCACUUCCAGCCCCUGCUGCUGUUCUAUGCGAACCCGGAGGGCACAGCAGUUUCUACUGAAGACGCGCUCCGCCAGGUGGUCCACUGGUCACAUUACAAAUCCGCCGCAGAGAAUACGGGUGGCAGAAAGACUUCAAUUUGUAAGUCAGAUAAUUCAAAAGAAAAUGGAUUUGGUGAUCAGGCAAAGCAGAAAGAAAGUCAGAAGUUCCCAAUGGAUAACACUUCAUCAUUUAAUCAGAGCCACAUUCCUACGGGGGCCAGUAGAGGAUCAGUUAAAUUCAGUCACAAUGAUCAAAGAGAAAAAUUGAAAGACAUUUCCAGGGAAUGUGCUCUAAAGGCCAUUGAACAAAAACACUUACUUUCCUCACAAAGGAGGGAUUUGGAGAGGGUCCAAAGAAAAGACAUGGGCCGGCAUAGAGAUUUGGUGGAGGAAGAUCUUUCACAUUUCAAGUCUGGGUCACCUCCGGUCCCAAAUGGCUUUAGACAGUAUGGAAAUCCACAUCUGUAUCACAGCGAAGGAAAAGGACCGUGCAAACAUGACCGAGUUGCCCCUGAGAGUCGAGCUUCUGCACAAAUAUUAAGUUCAAGUAAAGCCCCGGCUGUUGCGCCGGGAGAAAAAAUAAUUGGCAAGUUCAAGAGUGACGGUGGCACUGGAUAUGACACAGACAGCAGCCAAGACUCCAGGGAGAAAGGAGGCAGCUAUGCCGGCAGCAGUAAAAGCCGGAACCGAAGUUGGAAACCUAUGAGAGAAACAUUAAAUGUCGAUAGCAUUUUUAAUGAAAGUGAAAAACGACAGCAGCACAGUCCAAGACAUAAGUCAAAUAUCAGUAACAAACCGAAGUACAAUAAAGAUCAGACUUCUAGCAGUUGUCCAAAAGAGAACCCCAAGCAGAAAUGCUUAAUGACCAUAUAUGAAGACGAUCUUAAGCAGGAAAUAGGAAGCAGGAGCUCUCUCGACUCUGGUGGAAAAGGAGUGGAGAAAAAUAAAGGCCUCAAAGAAAACAAGGCUCAUGCUGAGAAUUGGCAGAUGCAAAGGACUGAGUCUGGAUAUGAAAGCAGUGAUCAUAUCAGUAAUGGGUCUACGAAUCUGGACUCACCUGUUAUCGAUGGAAAUGGUAUAAUGGAUAUCCCUGGUGUUAAAGAAAAGGACUCCUCCAGUGACCAGAUGAAGACAGGCAACCUAAAUGUAGAACGUGUGAGCUGUGCUUCUCAGCAGAGCAGCAGCCUCUUAGAAGGGACUAGAAAACAACUCAAGAAUGUGGAGGUAGCCUAUCAACCCCAUGCGUCACAGCCAGAGUCACAUCUACAAAUUCAAACUUCUUGGAUCAAAAGGUCACCUACACGUGAAACCAGUGGAAGAACACUCCCUCCUUCCAGUCCACAAAUAAACAAAGACCAGCCAGCAGGAGAGCACCUCCACCUGUCAGGUGAACAGAAGCUUGAAAACCCAGGUGAAUCAAAAUUGUCAGAAAGGCCCACAACAGAACAUUCUGAGAGAACAGACUCGCUUUCCCACAGUGAACAUGCUGCUCCUGCUUCUGGAAAGAGAGUGAACAGUAAUGAGACAGUCUCACCAUCUCCACUGUGGGCUUCACACACAAGAGGCCCUGGGUUAAAACUGGAAAUCUCUCCCCUCACCCAGCAGCCAAACAUGAUGGAACCACGCUACUCAGAGAACUCUCUAUCCAGGGAACAUACACGUCAGACAACUUGCAGACCUGACGGUUGUCAGAUACCACAAGUCAUUUGCCAGAACCCACCGCCUCCUUUACCGCCAAAGAAAUGCGCUAUAACCAGUGUGCUGCAGGCAGAAAAGAGUGAUUCGACCCUCGGUGUCAGACAGAAAGCGAAUGCUGCGUCUAGCCUUCCAAAGCUAAGUCUCAGCACAGCUUCAGAACCAGGGUCAGAAGUGAGUACCCAUGUGAAUCAUGGCCGGAAGGGAACAUUUCAAGCCAAGGAGCGUGUUGGCAGCAUACCACCCAGGUCUUCAGCUAGUGACUCUCGUGCAGACUUGGGGACAGUUCUUGAUGCUUUUCCAGAUACGGACACUAGUUCCCCCUGCCCAAAUGAGACAGUUUCCUUAACUACCUAUUUUUCAGUUGAUAGCUGCAUGACAGAUACCUACAGGUUGAAAUACCAUCAGAGGCCCAGGCUCUGUUUUACAGAGAACAGUAACUUUGGUAAUGAUAAUUCCCUAAGAACGAAAGAGGGUUAGGGCCUGUGUGUGAGAUAGUGGCCUCAGUUCAGACUGCUCCCUCUGAGCAAAGAUAACAAACCUAGCAUACGCUGUUCACAGAUAGAUGAUGAAAACAACUUCCUCGCUUCUCAAACAUCAUUACAACAUAGGAUCUGACUGACCAGACCCAGUGAUGUAUGGAACUUAAAAAAAAAAACAAAAUGAUGGUAUUUUUAUCUUCAAUAGUUCCCACUUUGACUUUAUGUGUGCAUUAUUGCAUGAUGAUCAACUUAAUGGAUUAUUUUGGAGAUUCCCUUUGAAUAGCUUUGGCUUGCUUCAAAAAAAAAAAGUGGGAAAUUGGGAUAUAGAGAGUUUUCUAUUACAUAUGCUGCAAGUGAAUAAAAGAAAUUUGUCACUUUAUUUUGUGGCUAAUAGGCCUUUUAGUAUUAAAACCGCAGUCCUCGCAAAUGUAGAGCGGUAGACAAGUAACCAAAAAGUAAGCGAGUGACAGAGUUUGGUUAGUCAAAGAAGCAUAGAUUUGCUUUAUGUCUUAAACAAUGCUGACCUAUGAAUUUGAGAGCAUUUAGGAAGGGAAAAAAAAUGCCUUAAUGAUAAUAUUCAAUUUCUCUAGAUCAGAAGAAACUUAAUUUCGCUCCUGGAAUUUAGUAUCUCCAGAAUGCCUAGUUCACUUAUUAGUACACAUGACUUCAGUCACGGAAGCUAAAAGUUAAGACUUUAUUUAUUUAUCUUGUUACAUUUUUUUUCUAAUUUUUAUAUAAAAUGUGAAAUGUUUAUUUUGGUUUACUUUGGGCUGCUAAUAACCAGUGUUAGUAACUAAUGAAUGGAGGGGCCCUCUACCAGGAAUGUCACUGUGACUGUCUGCAUUUCCCUGCUAUCUUCUUAGCAGCCUGUUGGUAUCAACCCGUAUCAUUGACAUUUUCUUGAAUCUGACAAUCAUUUUCUUGGACUUCCAUGUUAAAUUUCUGCUUUCCAUAGAGGGUUCCAUUCUAAUGAAAUGUAUUUUGGGACGAUUUUUCUCUUUUCUACAGAACUCAAUUUUACCCUGUCAUAGAGACACUUAUUUAAACAGGAAUUUUUCAGGCUAAUGAUAAAUUUACAAAAUAAACUGUCUUUAACUGCCUUA